AUGACAGCACAGUCACCACUCAACCAGUCACUGGUGAACCGUUCAUCCAGUUCAACCGAUUCUACAUCACCAGAAUCCUACCCGGACCUAGCAGCAUUUCAACCUGAAUAUCGCUCAGACAUUGCAAAAUCGGUCUAUGGUACCACCAGACCUGUAUCUGAUAUUUCAAAACCCAUCUAUGACACACCAAGAACCAUGUACAAUUCUCCAAGAGGAUGUUAUGUUUCUCCCAGAGCUCUAUUUGAUAACCCUGGACUAUCUGAAACUUCCAGACCGUGUGACAUUGAUAGACCAAUAUGUAGAACACCAAAACCGAUCUGUGAAACACCUAGACAGGAACACACUUUUAUAAGAAGACAACGUCCAAUAAUGGGAAGGAAAUUCAUGACAAAUGCUGAUAACUGUCUUGACAGUACCAUUACUACUCCAAUUACAACAAUUCCUGAAGAUAUAGACUUUUCACAGUCAAUUUGGCAUGAUGAUGCUUUAUUUCAACAUACACCACCUAAUAAUUCUUUUACGGAACCCAGAAACAACAUAUAUGAACUUUUCCCAACUGAAAAUAGAGGAUAUGAAUUCAAAUCACCUGUGAAAUCCACAAGUAGCAUCUCACCUACAUUUUCACCAAAUAUUUCGAAUGCUUCACCCAGUCUCUUAAGCAUCUCUCCAAAUUUGAAUCUCAGUUCUCCAAUGCAGAGUUUUAAUGCUUCUACUCCAUGCACGAAUGCUAUGGCUAUCCCGAAACCUCUUGGGUCUCCAGUACCCUCCACUUCAUCAAUGUAUAGCCAUGAUAUUCAACCAGGAAAAAUGUGUACAUUUUGUCGCAAGAAUGGAGAAACUCCAAUAGUCUACAUGACUCAUUGGGUCAGGGAAAGAGUGAGGAACAAGAGUAUUGUAACAUGUCCGAUUUUGAGAUCUCACAUCUGUUCAACUUGUGGAGGCACAGGGGAUGAUGCACACACCAUCACCUACUGCCCUGUACUUCGCAGUAACAACAACGGUCUGCCUCUCCAAUCCACCACUAUCACCCUGAAGAAUACUCGCAUCAAGAGCAAUGGUAGGCGACGGUACUAAAACAACGCACGAAUCUUCCGCUGUAGUCUGCGCACCUGGUAAGUCUAGGGCGGGGCAAAGGUAACGCAAAUAGCAAAAAUGCAUGCAAACCUAGUAAAUGGCAGUCAGUGGUGAAGAUUUACCAUAUAUGGCAAAAGUGCAUGAACAUUCCCAACCAAAAUCAGUUAUUCUCAGCAUUCAUUCAUUCUACUCAUUUCACAAUCAGGUACACGAAUAUCAGUAGUUUCAAACAAUGUACC
This is a messenger RNA of Hyposmocoma kahamanoa, 1313 nucleotides long. RefSeq lists its product as uncharacterized. The transcript has 2 exons. NCBI's taxonomy places the organism in Eukaryota, Metazoa, Arthropoda, Insecta, Lepidoptera, Cosmopterigidae. Gene Ontology annotation, molecular function: mRNA binding; zinc ion binding. Gene Ontology annotation, cellular component: perinuclear region of cytoplasm. The record is from RefSeq and is a predicted model, not a curated record. The coding region runs from base 1 to 1074 and encodes 357 amino acids. Gene Ontology annotation, biological process: negative regulation of translation; oogenesis.